Molecule: messenger RNA, 2823 nt
Organism: Endocarpon pusillum Z07020
Lineage: Eukaryota; Fungi; Ascomycota; Eurotiomycetes; Verrucariales; Verrucariaceae
Exons: 2
Coding region: 1-2823 (940 amino acids)
Molecular function (GO): protein binding
Source: RefSeq, a predicted model, not a curated record
AUGCUACUCACCUUUCUCGCCUCUAACUCCUUCGGGUCCGAUGAAGCGAAUGUCACUAAGUUCAUGGUUCGCCUAAUUGAAGCAACAAAGGCUGAACACAUAAUCGGCAAGAUCCUAUGCGUCCCAGGUCCAUCAACGGAAGCAUUGGGGGAGAAGCUAUUUCAAGAAGCCAUUUCUCUCCGAAACCUUCAGCUGCUGCGUGUGCUCUUGGACUCUGGACUCGAUCUCAAUUCACAAAUGUGCCGAUGCCUUUAUGGUGGAAUCACCACUCCUUUGUGCCGCGCAAUAAAAAAGGGCAAUUUCGAGGUAGUGGAGCUCCUGCUCGAACAUGGAGCGGAUCCAAAUGGUCAUCACAAGAUCCUGGACCAACAAGACCUAGACUGGCCUUUGAUAGUCGCUAUUAGGAAAGAUGAUUAUGACCUAGUGGAACUUCUCAUAAAGAGUGGAGUAUCUCUCGAAUCAGAGUACGAAAAAAAGUAUCAGACAUCGGCCCUUCUCGAGGCGGCAGCCUCUCUUAAUCCGAAAAUUGUGCGGCUGUUGCUUGAAAAUAAGGCAGAAGUCGAUUUCGUGACUCAAGAAGGGGAAAAUUGCCUCAUCAAGGCAUUGCCGGCUCGAUGGGGAAUUUGGGACUUGGACAAGUGCUCUAGGAGGGAGAACAUCUCAGAUAUUGUCCAGCAGCUCGUUAAAGCUGGAGCUGCGCUUGACUGCAGGUUCCUUUCACCCUUUGAAGAUCCCGAGCCAAAGACGGUUUUGGAAAGGGCAGCGGAUCUUGGCCAUGAAAAGGUCUUCCAAUACCUUCUUGAUCGAGGAGCGGGGAUUACAAGUCAUUGUGUUUAUUAUGCCGCGCGUGGUGGCAAUGAAGACCUGGUCCGUUUUCUGCUCGAUCAAGAACUGGAUCCUAGCUCAAGCUUGGAUAACCUCGAAUAUCCUCUUCUUGCUGCCAUACGAGAAGGUCACUACAGCAUUGCGAGGAUGUUGAUUGAGCACGGAGUGGAAGUCAAGCCCGUCAUAACGGGUCGUGGCUUCCGGCUCUAUACGCCUCUACAAGCGGCAUGUGUGUAUGGAGACUUAGAGCUUGUGCCUAUCCUACUAGAUCGUGGCGCAGAUGUGAAUGCGCAAGCAUCCCUUAAUGCGGACGACGAUUACGACGAUCAAACUGCCCUUUCUGCGGCAAUCGAUAACAGAUAUGAAGAUAUUGUCUGCAUGCUCUUGGAUGCGGGCGCGGACGCCAACGCGUGGCCACCUUUUCAUGCGUGUGACGUUGACCUCGAAGCUAGCGAACACGGAACAUUGACGGCACUUCAGGCUGCCAUAAGUCUGAACGAUGCAGAAACAGUCAGCAAGCUUCUGAUAGCUGGUGCAAACGUCAACGUUGUUCUCAGAGAGCACCAUGAAUGCGAAACACCACUCACUCAGGCGAUAGAGGGCAACAACUAUGAGCUCAUACAUCGUCUUAUUGAUGGUGGCGCCGAUAUCAAUAAUCCAUCAGCCCGCUUGUACGGUCGAACAGCGCUGGAAGCCGCGGCCAAAGCUGGUAAUUCAUUUCAUUUCCGACGCCUUCUGAGCAUGGGAGCCGACCCCUUUGAUCCUCAAGCACUUCUUGUGGCGGUUGAAAAAUCGCUUGAUAUCGAGAUCGUCAAGGCUCUUCUGGAAAAGCACAAGCUAGUGUAUGGUCAAUUCAGAAAAGGCUUCGGAGGAACCGCGCUGCAAAUGGCAGUUAAGAUGAAGAAAAUGUCUAUCCUUGAGACUUUGCUGGAUGCUGGCAUUCCCGCCGAUAGCGUCUCUCAAAAGAGCUACAAGCAACCUUUUCACGAUAGUUCGCCGCAUUCUCUCGUGCAAGGGGAGACGGCCUUUGGAACCGCCAUUCGACUCUGGGAAGAUGAAGACAUGUCUCAGUUCGUUAUGAAGCUUCUCAGCUGCGGUGCAAAUCCGAGUGGACCAGUGGUAGUGACAAUUCCGGUGAAGACUGCUCUAGUUGCAACCAUAGAAUAUGGGAAGGCAAACCUCCUACAAAUGCUGUUGGAAGCUGGAGCCAAUGUCGCUGCCUCCGCGACAGGCAAGUUGGGACGGACUGCUCUGCAAGCAGCUGCGGCGAGUGGUCGGUUGUCAAUGGUGAAGAUCCUCAUUGAACACGGUGCGCAGGUAAAUGAUGAGCCCGCCGAAGAUGGGGGUGUGACAGCGUUGCAAGCUGCUUCGAUCGGAGGCUACACUGCAAUUGUCUCACUCUUGCUGUCUAAGGGUGCAAAUAUUAACGCACCAUGUGCUCAGCGGAAUGGACGGACGGCACUUGAAGGGGCAGCGGAACAUGGCCGAAUAGAUAUGAUUCAGCUCCUGCUAGACGCCGGCGCAGCAGUCCACGAUGAAGGCGAACGGCAAUACAAAAACUCAGUGCAGUUUGCGAAAAAAGGGGGCCAUUUGACAGCCCUGAGGCUGCUCCAGCGUCAUCACGCGGCCUCGAUGGUCACAUCCAGACAAGCGCCUGAACAACAACUUCUCGGCAUGGAUUGGCAGAGCAGUUCGGAACUUGGUGCAGGCCAGACCCUCUCCCAUGAUAUUGCGCCGAAUUUCUCAUUUGAUGACUAUAUCAGCCCUCUCUCAUUCACACAACCUGAUGGUGCGGCCGAGCCUUCCACGGCUUGCUGGGAUGUAAGUUUUCCACUACCUUCCGUUGGAGAGAACAAUCCUGUCCCAGCGCCAGUCCUUUCAACUCCGAGUUUCGACAUUGCUGCCGAUUUUGACUAUCCCUCCAUGGACAUCGAAGAUAUCUUCCAUACAUUCGAUUGGGAUCAGCCGCCCGAGCAAUGCCUUGGAACAUCGUUUUGA